Papaver somniferum (opium poppy) is the source of this 4394-nucleotide messenger RNA. RefSeq names its product putative disease resistance protein RGA4. Gene Ontology annotation, molecular function: protein binding; ADP binding. NCBI's taxonomy places the organism in Eukaryota, Viridiplantae, Streptophyta, Magnoliopsida, Ranunculales, Papaveraceae. Gene Ontology annotation, biological process: defense response to fungus. The coding region runs from base 1154 to 2692 and encodes 512 amino acids. The record is from RefSeq and is a predicted model, not a curated record. The transcript is spliced from 3 exons.
GAGUUUAUCCUUUGUUGCAAAGGGCAUCAUAAAUGGCUGAAAUUCUUGCUAGUGCUGUUACCGAAGCUUUGAUCAGCAAACUGAUUUCGAUUGUUUCAGAUGAGGUUUAUCUGGUUUGGGGUGUCAAAGAUGAAAUGAAAAAACUCCAAGCUACUUUACUUACUAUUCAAGCUGUAUUAAGUGAUGCAGAGAAGCAGCAAAUAGAGAAAGAUGCAGUUAAAAUCUGGUUGACAGCACUUAAAGAUGCAGUUUACGAUGCCGAAGACGUACUAGAUGAAUUCGCAUAUGAAGCUCUGAGAUAUCAUGGUUCAACUCGGAACAAGGUAAAAAACUUUUUCUCGCUUUCGAAUCCGAUUUCGUUUCGUUUCAAGAUGGGUCAUAAGCUUAAAGAUGUCAACAAAACAUUGGAUUUUAUUGCAAGGGGUAAAGACAAAUUUCAGUUUAGUGUUGCCGGUUCUGGUAGUAGUAUGAUUAGUGCUAAUGGUCCGAAAAAUAGAGAAACCCACUCGCUUGUAGAUGAUACAAUAAUUGUUGGAAGGGAACAUGAAAAAUCGAAGAUAAUAAACUUGUUGAUUGAUAAUUCUGAUAAUCAUCAAAGGGUUUAUUCGAUUGUUCGCAUUGUUGGCAUGGGUGGAGUUGGCAAGACCACACUUGCUCAAAUUAUUUAUGGGGAUGCGCUUGUAACAAACCAUUUUGAUAGGAAAAUUUGGGUAUGUGUUUCUCAAAAUUCUAAUCAGAAGGAAGUUCUUGGUAAACUAUUGGAAAUGAUUUUGGAGAAGAAGGAUGGUUUUUCUAGCUUGGAACUUAUAGUAAAUAAACUAAAAGAACAUGUUCAGGGUAAGAAAAUUUUGAUAGUACUAGAUGAUAUGUGGAAUGAUAAUAACAACGAGUGGGAUGAUAUGUUUAAAAGUUUGAUGCUUAUAUGUUCUCUUGGAAGCAAACUAAUGGUGACUACGCGAAGUUGCUUCGACAUUGAGUUCUUCAAUUUUACAUCGUUUGGAAGGAUUACCCCAAGAAAAGUGCUGGUCUUUGUUCGAGAAAACUGCAUUUCAGCCUGGAGGAAUAGAAAAGACCAAACUUGAUUAAAAUAGGUAGGAAUAUCUCAAACAAGUGUGGAGGUGUGCCUUUAGCUGCCAAGAUUAUUGGGGGUUUGAUGUCUAAAACAGAUGGAGUGAAGUGGCAAGCAAUCACAGACAAUGACAUUUGGGAUCUCCAAGAAGGCGAAGAAAAGGUAAUAAGGGUAUUGAAGUUGAUUUGUGAUCAUUUUGAACCACAUUUUAAGCAAUGCUUUUCAUAUUGUUCUUUAUUUCCUAAGGAUCACAUUAUUAAGAAAGAUACCCUUAUUCGAUUGUGGAUGGCCGAGGGGUUCCUCAGUCACGCAAGAGGAAGCAAAGGGAUGGAAAAAGUUGGUAAUGAGUAUUUUAGUAUUCUGUUAACAAAUUCAUUUUUUCAAGAGGAGCAGAAAAACGGUGGAGGUAUAAAGUCUUGUAAGAUGCAUGCUCUUCUACAUGAUCUUGCGCAAUCUGUUGUUCGGACUGAAUAUUGCUCAAUGGUUGAUGUCAGUAGGAGAAGCGAAAUGGAAAUUAGGAGACUCCGCCGUGUAUGUUUUUCUUUUGAGAACGAAUUCUCGAGAAUUCCUGAAACCAUGUACCAGCUGAAGAAACUGCGUACAUUCAUUUGCUCUACACCAAAAUUCAUUACUAAGAGCAGUGCUAUGCAAAUUUUCACAAAUUUUAGUUGCUUGCGCGUGCUGGGUUUAAGAAACAGUGCAAUCACUGAUUUCCCGUCUUCAGUUGCCAAGUUGCAACAUUUGAGGUACCUCGAUCUCUCAAAUUCUGAAAUAACAAGUCUGCCAGAUUCUUUCUCUAGUCUUUACAAUCUGCAGACCUUGGUUCUCAAGAACUGUUUCAAGCUUAAAGAUCUUCCUCAGGGCAUGAGUAAACUAAGUAGUGUGAGACAUCUUAUAAUUUGCAAAACCCGAACUAAUGAAUGGAUCCCUCCGAUGCCAAGUCAGUUGAGAAAUUUAAGUUGCCUCCACUAUUUGCCGUUAUUUAUUGUUGGAAAUAAGAAAAACGGGUUUGGUAUUGAAGAGUUGAGAGACCUCAAUCUCCUUGGUGGUAAACUGCAAAUUAAUAAUCUAGAGAAUGUCAUUGAUGGAAAAGAUGCUGAAGGAGGACAUUUGAAAGAAAAACAAGAGAUUCUUCGAUUGGAACUACAUUGGAUGGCCAGGAUGGGUAGUGAAAGUUGUAGCGUCGUUGAUAAUUUGGAAGUGUUAGAAGGUCUCCAGCCUCACCAGAACCUUAAAAGGCUGGGAAUCCACAAUUAUGUAGGUUCACAAUUUCCCUCAUGGAUGACGAGCUCCAGUAAUUUGCUUCCCAACCUGGUAAAUGUUGUUCUAAAAUAUUGCAGUAGAUGCCAGCAGCUUCCCGCUCUCGGGCAACUUCCUUUUCUCAAAUUUCUCCAUAUAGAAGGACUCGACGCGGUGAAAGGUAUCGGAAGUGAGUUCUAUGGUAGUAAUAUUAGCAACGCAUCUUCUUUCCCCUCUUUGGAAGAUCUUUCUAUAUUUCGCAUGGUUAACUUAGUAGAAUGGUCUGACCACAUUUCAUCAUCUUCUUCUUCUUCUUCAAGUUUUUCUCGCCUUCAGUGGCUCAAGGUCAAGUUAUGCCCCAAGUUAACAACAAUGCCAACUUAGUUUCCAUCUCUUAAAGUGUUGGAGUUUAUUGUGUGCAAUGGCAAAGCAGUAAGGUCAUUAGUGGAAUGCAAUUUAACAUCUCUCACAUCUGUUUUUAUUGAAAAAUGUGAGGAACUUGUGUUCCUUCCUCAGGGAUUGCUCAGAGAAAAUAACAUUCUUCAAAAGCUUGGAGUUAAUAAUUGUCGAAACUUUGAAGGCUUUAAUUCCGGUCAAGGCCUUGAAGAGGAGCAGCAGCAUAUUCAGCUGCCUCCUAAUAAUUCUCUUCAUACAUUGAUGUUGUUGGGUUGCCCUUCUUUGAGCUCCUGGCCAAGUAUCCAUGGAUUCAACUCACUCUCAUUUUUAGUUAUCAAAGGUUGUAAAAGACAGAAGUCUAUGCUCACUGGAAUAGAAACCCUUCCCAAACUUGAAUAUCUAGCUAUUGGUCCAUUUUCGGAGGAGUUGGACUCCUAUCCUUUUCCUGCAGCCAACAUUGAACAAGAAGCAUCUGCAGGCAAUUACUUUCCAUCCCUUUGUUCAUUGCAAAUUGAUGGAUGGUCUAAACUCAACUGUCUUCCAGAUCAAAUCCAAUACAUCUCUUCUUUGAAAGAUUUGUAUAUAUUGGAUUUUCCUUCUCUGGAGGUUUUGCCUGAGUGGUUAGGUAACUUGACUUCUCUUAGGGAGUUGAGGAUAUGUGGCUGCAAAAAUCUGAAUUAUAUGCCUUCUCUGGAUAAGAUGCCAUGCCUCACCUCACUACAACAACUUAAAAUCAGAAAUUGUUCCCUCCUGGCGGCUAGAUGUAAACAAGGAGGAGAAGAGUCCAACAAGCUAUUCCACAUUCCCAAGGUUGUUAUAGUUGAUGAAUGACAUCAAAAGUCCCAUAUGAGAUUUUCCCUUUUCAUGGUUGCUGAAGCUUAAUCUGUACCUGAAUGAUUAAUUGCCCAACAGCAGGGUCCAAGAGCAAAAACCAAGGAGAAAAAUCAUACCCAAAGGCUCCUAGGCUUCCUCAAGUGCCCUUUUCCUGCUUAGUUCUGUACACUGUACUCCAUCCUCCGGCCCUUCCACCUCUCACUGCUCUGAGCCUCAUCAUAUCCCCAUCAUCAGCUGCAUAGCUAUGCAUAUCGUGACCUGUUGGAACAGGUUGUGGGGUCAUGCCUGUUGGUUAUGGUUGACCUAUGCCCCAGUAACUACAGGCACAUACUGCCCCUGCCCAAUAAAACCUUGCCCAUCAGUUGCAUCACUCUACAUGGCAACUCCUCCUUUGCUUGCUUGUAGUGCUGUUGCUAACUCCUCUGCCUUGCGAGCUUGAGAAAGACUUACCUGUUCAGCAUUGGGAAAUUGAAGCUUCAAUAGAAGCUACAUGUGGUUUGCCAUGGUAAUUGGUACCCAUAUGCAUCAUAGCUGCAGUUGCUCAACGGUUCGAGAUGUAAGUUCGCAAUUCUUUCUGCUGCUGGAUAGGCUUGGGUGAGCAGACCCAUCCCACCGGACCUGCCUCAUGAGCAGGGACAAGAAGGGUUCUCCAAGGUUACCCUUUUAAAACUAUACUACAUGAAAUUGUAGUGUAUUCGUUAGGAAAAUAUGUACUAUUUUUUAGUCAACGCCAGAAAUUAGAGGGACACAGUUCACUCAAAUGGAGCAAAUCAGUGACAAAUAUUAUGCGACUGAUAAAGUUGAUAAUUAAAUAACACAAUAAGAAGUCGAGCAGGCAAAAUUAAAAGAGCUGUCA